ACACUGGGGUGGACCUUUUCUCUGAAAUAAUUUAUGCAAGUGUCUGUCGGUGUUAGUGGAGUGUGUUAGUAGGAGUGGCUGGGAAGCUGACAGCCUGCCUUGCAUGAGUCGCGGACUUCAAGUUAGUUGCUGCAGCUUAGAUAUUUCCUGUCAGCCGCACAGACAGAGCUGAGGCUAGGGCGGAGGUGAGGGAUGGCAGAGAAUAUCUCCGACACGAGCGGCUCCGUUCACCGGAGAUGUUUGGCUCAUUCUCCGGCGGACCGAUAUACUUCAGCUGGUGUCGGGGCAUCGAAAUGGAUUCGAUUGAACGUCGGGGGCACAUAUUUUUUAACAACGAGACAGACGCUGUGCCGAGAUCCAAAAUCAUUUCUGUACAGACUGAGCCAAGCUGACCCCGAGCUCGACUCCGACAAGGAUGAAACAGGUGCCUAUCUCAUAGACAGAGACCCCACAUACUUUGGGCCAGUGCUGAACUACUUGAGGCAUGGCAAACUGGUGCUUAACAGGGACUUGGCAGAGGAAGGUGUGUUAGAAGAAGCCGAAUUCUACAACAUCAUAUCAUUAAUAAAGCUCAUCAAGGACAAGAUCAGGGAACGUGACUGCAAAACAUCACAGGUCCCGGUGAAGCAUGUGUACCGGGUGCUGCAGUGUCAGGAGGAGGAGCUGACACAGAUGGUGUCCACCAUGUCUGACGGCUGGAAGUUUGAGCAGCUUGUCAGUAUAGGUUACGGGCGGGCCCACCAGUCAGAGUUUCUGCUGAUUGUGUCAAGGGAGGUGAAGGGAGAGGAGUCUGCUUUGCCAAACAACAGCGGAGAGCUGGUCGGCAUAGGCUCCUCUUACAAUUAUGGAAACGAAGACCAAGCCGAGUUCCUGUGUGUAGUCUCCAAGGAGCUGCACAAUCAAUCAUACGGGACGAACAGUGAGCCUAGUGAGAAGGCUAAGAUUCUUCAGGAACGGGGUUCUCGGAUGUGAAGAGGACUCAGUAUUAUGAGCUCCAGGUGUUAGGAUGCAAACAUAUCAUCUUUGUGGAAGAAUGUUGGGUGCAGUGGAUAUUUAAAACAGGGGAGGGGGGGCAUUUAUUUUGUUUUCCCUCCAUUUAUGCUUUUAUUUUUUGAUGUAAAGAAGUCUGUUUACUGACAGUUUGUGCCUGUACAUUUAAACUGGACCUUUUUUCAAUCAGUGGUGUUUUUUUCUUCUGAAGGUAAGAAAAUAGUAAUCUACAAAUGUUUUAUGCUAUAAAAUGAGGCCGUCAUCAGAUCCGGCUCAAUCACUCAGGGUCAUCUGUUGAGUUCAUUCUUACAUCCUCCGAUUCAAGGGUCUGCUGAGGGACUGGUAUGGUCUUUAUCACGACAAAGUAUCGAUCUCAAGGUGUUUAAAAAGGGAACUGUGCGUUUAUUUGGCGCACGUUAUAGAGAUAGACUAAAUGUAAAAUUCAUCCCCAAAAACAAAUUGAUAAAAACGUUUUUUCCAAAGAUUUUGAGCAGUUGCACUAAGAUUUGUGAUCAUGAGGAGUUCAGCUAGCCUUUUACAAAUUACCCACGCAUGAGUGGUUGUGUGCUGUGGAACUAAUACGUUUUCAAUAAGUCCAUAAGUUGUACUGUAAGGACAAAGCUUUAAUAUUGGACACACCUUUCACACACAAAUGGGCCUUCAAAAUGGUUCAAAGUAAGAUUUCAGCAAAUGUGUAUUUUUAGUAUAAGGGACUAAAGCUUUGCUCUCUAAAUGUUUUAAAUGUGCAAAUUUAUACCAAGUUUAAUUUUGUCCAUUUUUUCUGAAACUACUUUGGUAUGAAACCUCCUCAUGUUCAUAAAUCUAAAGUUAACUGCCAAAAAAAAAAUAAAUCAAGUGUGAAUUCUGUUUUACAAUGAAACUUUAACUGUUACUGUUAACUGCCAGGAAAAACACCGAGACAGUGGCACUUUUUUUAAGAUGUUUUAUUUUUUAUUUUUCCCCCACUGCCUUCUGAGUUUUCCUUAACUGGUUUGCUUUGUAUGUCUGAGGGAACAUCUUGUUUUAAGAUCUUGUUUUGAGGAGAUGUAUUUGUGCUGUUUGAGGUUUGUAGGCUGGAACUGUUUUGAAAGCACUGGUGAAGGACUUUGAUGUAAAUAAUCCAAAUUCAAUAUUAAUAUUUAAAUCUUAAAACUGCACGUUUUGUACACUGUAUAGAAAACGACUUCAAAUGAAAGUUGUUUAUACUGCAUCUUUAAAAAUGAGAAUCUUGACAAUGUUCACUUCUCUUUUUCAUUGUUUGUACAGGAUUCUAGAGAUCUCCCAAGUUAGGGUUCUGAUAGCUGAUGCUGAAUAUGGUGUCUUUCACUGAGAAUAUGCCUGGAACAUGUUUGAACCAAUAACAAAACCAUUCUUGGCUGGCUACGAAGUUGACUGUUACGUUCAAAAACAAAAUGUAUUUUUUUUUCCUGCAGUGUGAUAGUCUUCUAAGCAUUUUGAAGUGUGUUAAUUUCAUACACGGCAUUACAAGCACUACAGUGGAAAACACUGUGCGCAUUGCUUACAGCCUGUAAUGUAAAUAUAUGCAUUUUAUGACACUUUUUUAAAUAGAAAGUUGUUUUCA
Messenger RNA from Monopterus albus (swamp eel), 2572 nucleotides. It is a transcript of the gene kctd5b, whose product is annotated as potassium channel tetramerization domain containing 5b. The record is from RefSeq and is a predicted model, not a curated record. Bases 193 to 972 code for a protein of 259 amino acids. Gene Ontology annotation, biological process: protein homooligomerization; proteasome-mediated ubiquitin-dependent protein catabolic process. Gene Ontology annotation, molecular function: cullin family protein binding. Gene Ontology annotation, cellular component: Cul3-RING ubiquitin ligase complex; cytoplasm. Lineage: Eukaryota; Metazoa; Chordata; Actinopteri; Synbranchiformes; Synbranchidae. The transcript has 7 exons.